Molecule: messenger RNA, 1125 nt
Organism: Penicillium pulvis
Lineage: Eukaryota; Fungi; Ascomycota; Eurotiomycetes; Eurotiales; Aspergillaceae
Product: pantoate--beta-alanine ligase PAN6
Exons: 2
Coding region: 1-1125 (374 amino acids)
Biological process (GO): pantothenate biosynthetic process
Molecular function (GO): pantoate-beta-alanine ligase activity
Source: RefSeq, a predicted model, not a curated record
AUGUUUCGCUGGGUGAAGCGGGUGCGGUCCUUUUCCUCCGCGGCAUCGUCCCUUCUUGCCGAUGCGACCACAGCCGCUAAGCUCCGCCAACCCGCAUCCUUCCAAGUCUUCCGUGACGUGCCUCCUCUCCGCCAACUGCGCCGAACAUUAUUGAAAAAUGACCGCACGGUGGGCUUUGUUCCCACUAUGGGUGCCCUUCACGAAGGACAUAUCUCCUUGAUCCGCCAGGCAGCCCGCGAAAAUACCGACAUUUUUGUCAGUAUUUUUGUCAACCCCACUCAAUUUGGAGUCAAUGAGGACCUUUCCAGCUACCCCCGCACAUGGGAUAGUGAUGUGGAGAAAUUGGAAGCGUUGAAUGAGGAGCUCGCUCGAGUUGAAGCAGAGACUGAGUCUGGGGCGACGGCAGGCCGCAUUACUGCCAUCUUUGCGCCUACAUCCAAAGUCAUGUAUCCUACACUUCCGCCUUCUUCGGAGAUUGAUGGACAUGGCUCAUUCGUUACAAUCACCCCCUUGUCGACCAAAUUAGAAGGUGGUUCUCGACCAGUAUUCUUCCGAGGCGUUGCGACCGUCUGUAUGAAGCUCUUCAAUGCCACCACCCCGGACCGAGUAUACUUUGGUCAGAAAGACGUGCAGCAGACUGUUGUCAUCAAGCGAAUGGUUCAGGAUUUUCAUAUCGGAACCGAGGUGCGAAUCGUGAAUACGACCCGUGAGCCCACUGGGCUAGCGCUGAGCUCUCGUAACGUCUAUCUCGGCGAACGCAGACGUGCCGUUGGACUUACCAUUUAUCGGGCACUCAAGGCUGCCGAGGAAGCUUACCUAGCGGGCAAGACCUCUCGCGCAGAUAUCUUGGGAGCUGCACGAAGUGUGACGGAUACGGUGCUCGCUGAACAGCAAGCUCUUUCGAAAACAGAACGUUCACUAUUUGAGGUUGACUAUAUCUCUCUGGCAGACCCUGACAGUUUAGAAGAGCUUGAUUUCGUCGAGCCUGCUAAAGGAGGUGUCCUGAGUGCAGCUUUGAAGAUGGCGCCUUUGGAAGAGACCAAGCCAGGUGAGGACUGUGGACUGGGUGAUGGCAAGGUCCCAGUGCGAUUGAUUGACAACUUGAUCCUUCAUCCCAAGGCCUAA